AUGGAGCGCCAAAGAGUAUACCGCGUCGUCGAGAGGAUUGGCGGCGGCGCGCCCGAGGCUACCUUCACCUCAGACGUAGCCAACAACGCGGCUCAGAAACCUCGCCAACGUCGCUGGACUCCCAAGGUCAAGACUGGCUGCAUUACUUGCCGCAUCCGUCGUGUCAAGUGCGACGAGGGCCGCCCCGAGUGUAAAAAAUGCAUUUCAACAGGCCGAAAGUGCGACGGCUUUGAAAUCGCCCCAGAGCCCGCCCAAUGCGCCUCUCCCGCCGCCACACAAUGCCUUCACGCCCUCACCCCCAUCUACGGCAGAGCGACUUCUCUAGAGAAAGAAAUGUUCAAUCUGUUCCGCACCAGAACUGUCACACAAGUCGCCGGCGCUUUUUACCAACCGUUCUGGCAUGUCGACGUCUUGCUGGCCGCGCAGACACAGCCCGCCAUAUGGCAUGCUAGUCUCUCCAUGGCCGCCAUGUACUCGUGGUUCAAAAUACCGUCUGACGACCCACAAGGCCAGAUCAUCCGGCAAGACCAUUAUAAAUUCGCCCUCAAGCAGUACAACGAGGCCAUCGCGCAUAUGGUAGAGCUGGCUCACCAGAAGGAUGCCAAGUCGGCCGAGGUGCUGCUCAUGGCCAGUGUGCUGUUCACUGGCCUAAGCAGCUUACGCGGCGAUCCCAAAGAGGCCAUGAUGCAUGCGAGCCAUGGCUUACACGUUGCGCAACAGUGGAACUUUUUGGAAAAGACAGAGUCACCGGAUGGGGGCCAAUCAGAUCAUAUGCUUCCUACCAAGGCCCUCGUCGGCCUCGUGGACGGGUUCGAGGUCCAGUACAUGUGGACCGGCGCUCGACAGCCCAUCUUGCGGCGCGGCAAUAUACCCCGGGAGGUCCCCGUCGCUCCCUUCAGCUCUGCCACGGAAGCUUGCUUUGAGCUGCAGCGCCUCGUGGGUGGCCUGCUCAUGGCAGUACGAAACGAAAAGAUUCGACGCACAACAGAACAGCCGUCACCAGUGCCAGAUCUACGCCAGCCUUACCGGCAUGCUCUCUCGGCUUGGAAAGUCAAAUUCUCGCAUCUCAAAUGGUCUCAAAGGCUGCGUCAAACAGACCUCGACUGUGCACUUGUGCUAGACAUUUGGCUGUGCGGCGCAGAAAUUGCGUCCAGCAUCGAUCUCAGUCUGUAUGAACUGGCUUGGGACAAAUUUGCCGCCAAAUUCAAGCGCAUCGUCAAGUUGACGCAGAAACUGGUCGCCGAGGAAGCGCUGCUGGAAGAACAGCGCGGGCGGCCUGUGUACUCGUUCUCGCCUUCGGUCUGCGAGCCCCUCUUCAUGGUGGCGAGCAGCUGUCGUGAUGGCGUGCUGCGCCGCAAAGCCAUGUCGCUUCUGCGACAACGGCCGCGAAGGGAGGGCAUCUGGGAUGCCAAGCUCAUGGCGGCCAUUGCCGAGGCCAAGAUGCUGAUUGAGGAGCGCGGCGUGGCGUCGGUGGACAUGGCGACAAUGGCUGCUGGUGCCGGGUGCGGCUGUAUUCCUGGCGUGUACAUCUGCAACACGCACCGCGUCUUUUUCAUGGACAUUGAGUUUCUCCCUGACAGGGCUGCCACGGCAGUUAUGAAGACGCUGCAUGAUGUCGCUAUAAGUUCGGAGGGUCAGGUCGUAACCAUCACUUACUGA
This is a messenger RNA of Akanthomyces muscarius, 1659 nucleotides long. RefSeq lists its product as uncharacterized. The transcript has 2 exons. Gene Ontology annotation, biological process: regulation of DNA-templated transcription. Bases 1 to 1659 code for a protein of 552 amino acids. The record is from RefSeq and is a predicted model, not a curated record. Lineage: Eukaryota; Fungi; Ascomycota; Sordariomycetes; Hypocreales; Cordycipitaceae. Gene Ontology annotation, molecular function: DNA-binding transcription factor activity, RNA polymerase II-specific; zinc ion binding.